UGCUCUGGCUGUUAGGGAGAACUAAACAUUUGUUAGUUUAGUUUUACUAAAAAAAAGUUGUUUUAGUUUUAUUAAAAACGUUAUUUUAGUUUGCUUGCUAAUCACACAGUAGAAGGUUUUAUAAUAGUACAGACCAAGAGACAUCCAAGUUUAUGGUCUAUAACGAAAAAACUAAUUGACUGAAGUUCAAAAAGGAAUAAUGAUAAAAUUAAGAAAGCAGCUGGGGGCUAAUUACUGGAUCAGUUUAAGAGGGCAUGGAGAUCCAGGCCAUCCAGCAAAAAGGGUGCUGGAGAAGGAGACAACACAAAAAACAAGUUUUGUGUGGACAGGGGAGCAAAUAGCAAAGGAUAGAGGGGUAUAAUAAAUAGUUAGGUGCAAAUGUGGUGUGACCUGUCAGACCUGGGAAUUAGAAACACCAUGUGAAGAUUUGGAACUAUUUAAGAUUAAACACAAUAAUAAGAAUGCUGAUUUAACUAGUGUAUAUUAUAGCUAUAGGGAAUGUAAGUACAAGGAAAAUAUUAUAAUAUAUAAGGUGGCAAAAGAAGCAGUUACAAAAAGGAGAUGUUGAAGUCAACAUUAAAUUAUCAAAAUCAGAGGGGAAAGGCAUAGUGUGGAGAAGUGUAAAUCAACAAUGGCAACAGAGCUGGGAUAAUGCAAUAAAAGGGAGACAUUUCCACGAAAUCGAAAGCAGAGUAGGUGUAUCAAGAAGCAGGGGAGCAAAGAGGAAACGACCAGGUGAUAAUAAGCAGGCUGAGAAGUGGGCGUAGCAAUCUGAACAGCACACUUUUAAUUACAGGAAAACACCCUACAGGAAUGUGUGAACAAUGUCAGGAGGCUGUCGGGAUUUUUAAUAAACGUCGGUCGUUCAAGAACUGCCCCAUAGUAGUUCACACGGUCGUUCAGAGAGGAAACUGACUGAGGGAAUAAGGUUUUCAGUUUUCCGGGUCGCUUUGGUUGCCGUCUUCCGGACAGAAGCGGACAACAAGUUCAAGAAAUGCUUAAGAGAGGAGAGAUGUUAUCAACCAAGGUACCGCACCUCAUACCCCAAAGGGAAGAGGACCAGCAGCAGGAGGAUCAACGCUACCCUUCACUGACAUCAAGAACAGAAAUUAUGUCAUUAAAAGACAAUUUCAUGAAGCUAAUAACUUGUCGUUAUAAAAAGCAACUUUUUAAGCAAAUAAUGACAUUAUUUUCAAAUGUAAACAAUGAAUUGGUUAUUAGACAUGGAGACAUGGAGUUUUGGAGCAAAACAAUGACCACAAUAAACAUAAAGGGGGACAAACAAUUUGCAUAUGCUGUUGUUGAAAUGAAAAAUGGUACAUCUAACCUUUUUCAUGCAGUUUGUCCAUAUUAUCGAGACAAGAAGAGCAAAAAUUCUGCUUCUCCUUCCACUGAAGUUACAUCACACAGUGAGGAAAUUUUAAUGAGACAAAUUGAUGAAUUUCUACCAAACAAUGGAACAAAUGUUCAGAGUAUUUUAAUUUAUACUCUCAACAGUCCAUGUUUGAAGAGAAAAAAACAUAUUAAGCCAUGUAUGUUUAAACUUUUAGAGAUGGCUGAUCAGUGGCUCAGUAAAUAUGGAUUUUUUACUUAUGUGGCAUUCACAAAGUUUUGGGGACUAAAGGGUCCAAAUUAUUUUGUAGAUCUCAAGUACUCUGACAUCUCAAGUCCCAGCAGCUGUUUUUAUCCCUAUGUAGAAACAUACAAGGAAAUUCCUUUCAAAUUGAACACUGACUAUUUCAAUAAAAACAUUUUUUUGGAAAUCUACCAGACAAUCUCUACUGUUAAGGACACACAACAAAGAAAAAAACUAAAUGGGGAUAUUAAAUCGUGUCUCGAAAAAUUUAAGAAACUGGCAGAAAAUUCAGUUAAUCUGACAAAAGACCAACAUGUGGCCUGUGCAGUGAAAAUUAUUUCAUCACUCGCAUUUCACCCACUGGUCCAUGACACAAUUAUUGAUAUUCUGACAAAGAACUGGAAUGAAAUUGUUAACUAUAGUUCAAUUUUACCUAUUAUUGAACAAAUUACCACAGAUUUUAACACUGCGGUAGUUCAUCUGUUUCUAAAGGACCUUAACUCAACUUUGGGGAACAGGAGCCCUUUACGGCCUUAUCAGGUCCCCAGAGCGGAGUGAGUAUAUGUUGAAUUGAUCAAAUAUUAAAGGUUAAUCACUAUUAUAUAUAUUAUUACAAAA
Micropterus salmoides (largemouth bass) is the source of this 2194-nucleotide messenger RNA. RefSeq lists its product as uncharacterized. NCBI's taxonomy places the organism in Eukaryota, Metazoa, Chordata, Actinopteri, Centrarchiformes, Centrarchidae. The coding region runs from base 995 to 2134 and encodes 379 amino acids. The record is from RefSeq and is a predicted model, not a curated record. The transcript is spliced from 3 exons.